AUGACGGUUGUUUUUCACAAAAUCUUAAGACCUAUUUUAAUUUUGUCUAAGUGUAUAGGUUUAAUUAAUAUUUCGUAUACCGUCAAAUCGACUGGAUUUUUGGUUCAGAAUACAAACUCAGCAUUUCAUGGAAUAUUAGAAAUAGCACGGAUGAUUGUGUUAUUGUUAUGCACUUAUAUAUAUUUUCAUCAGUUUGAUCCAGAAUUCCAUAUACUUCAAAUUUUAAAUAUUAUUAAACUUUGGAUUAUCAUUAUCGCUGCCAGACUAUCAACACCAUGGAUUAUCAAAUUUAUUAAUGGUAUUAUUGAGUUUGAUCGAAAAAUUGCACCAUUUUCAAUAAAUUUGUUGAUCCCACAGCGUUCAUGGAGAAAAAAACAAUGGGAUAUGAUUUUUAUUUCGUUAUUUUUAUACUUUAUUGGAUUUAAAUCCUUAUAUUUUUAUUUUUUACCCAUUAAAAUAGAAAACGUUGUAUCAUUGUUGAUAUACUAUUUAUUGUUCACUCUACCAUUUGUUAUUGAUUAUGUAGUUACGAUAUCUUCUUUUUUUUUUCUUCAAAGCUUAUAUGUCAGAUUUCAAACAUUAAACGAUUUUUGGAAAUGUCUUCCUACCGACUUAGUUGACGUUUCCCGCCAAUGGACACACGCCGAAAUAGUGGAUUUUAUGAAAAACACGCGGUUGUUACACUCAGAACUUUGCGGAUUGUUGAAAACGUUUACUCAAGGCUACGGUUCAAUGCUUUUGAGUUUCUUCGCGUCCAGCUUUAUCAAUUUGCUUCUCAGUGUUUAUUGUAUUGUCAACAAUGGACCAUUACCAGCUUCCCAUUCAUCGGCUAAUGUCUGGGAACAGAUAAUACCACUCAUAAUCAACGUACAGAUGGUCACGUUUUUGAUAUUUAUUAUCGUUUUUGUUUCAUUCAUAAACGAGAAGAAAAUGGAAAUGAUAUCAUAUCUACGAUUAUACAAAAUUUCAAAUUUACACUUGGACAUAAAACAACAAAUCAAAAUGUUUAUGAACCAAACAUCAGCAUGUGAUUCAAACCAAAUUUUGGCAUUUGGAUUUUUCGAUAUCAAUUUAAACCUCGUUACAACAAUACUUGUAUUAUUGAUUACUGGAAUAUUCACGCUAAUACAAAUGAAAGAUCACCCGAUGAUAUUGAAAUUAAAUAAUGACACUAAAUCCUUCUUGGGAAAAUUAUAA
This is a messenger RNA of Rhopalosiphum maidis (corn leaf aphid), 1197 nucleotides long. RefSeq lists its product as uncharacterized. The record is from RefSeq and is a predicted model, not a curated record. Gene Ontology annotation, biological process: sensory perception of taste. Gene Ontology annotation, cellular component: membrane. The transcript has 5 exons. Lineage: Eukaryota; Metazoa; Arthropoda; Insecta; Hemiptera; Aphididae. Bases 1 to 1197 code for a protein of 398 amino acids.